Molecule: messenger RNA, 3136 nt
Organism: Xenia sp. Carnegie-2017
Lineage: Eukaryota; Metazoa; Cnidaria; Anthozoa; Malacalcyonacea; Xeniidae
Exons: 25
Coding region: 612-2663 (683 amino acids)
Source: RefSeq, a predicted model, not a curated record
ACUACGUGGGAUGUAAACAAAUAAAGGCAGUCAAAUUGUCAUUCAGAAAGUCUGUGCAUUGAGAAGUUACUAUUUAAACGUAGUAUCAUCACGUAUGCUCAUUUUCUUACCAUGAUGUCACUCGGGAAUAUUGUAUUUGUUAUAAUCUUGAGUAUUCAGAUUAGAAGUCUUGCUGCUGCUGCAGUAUCAUUACAGCAAAAUGAAUUCGACGACUUCGUGAAAACGCAAGACAUUCGUUGUGUUUAUUUUCAAACUAAAGAUGCGCCAACAAUUUAUCCAUCAUUUUUGGAAGAAUUUGCGAAGUCUGGCAACAGUCUUGAGUCUUAUGGAGUUCAGUUAGGAAAGGUGGAUUGCUCAAUUGACAAAUCUGUUAAAUACUGCUCAAAUAUAAAAGUACCCAGUUUACUGUAUUCAGGAAUGGAAAGCUCUUGAAAAAACUUCCAAUCAGCAGCAGAUUAAAGAAUGAACAUGCAAUUGUUGCUAACAUAUUACACAGGUUUUUGUUAAAAGAUGAGCUAAAUGUGGUGAAAACUGCUGAUGAUUUUGAAGCAAUUUUAUCAAAAGCAAAAGGAAAAGAAAAUCUUAUUCUUGUUAACGUUAAAACUAUUGAAAUGAGAGAGCACCGCAAUCUUCUGGAAGUUGCUUUUGCUUACGGAGACUCUUUUAAGUUUUAUCUCUCAUCCAAACUUCCACGAGAUAUGUAUGGCGAUGAAAGUAGUCUAAAAGCAUUCCUUUGUAAAGAAAAGGACUGUGCUGUCCGCCAUUACGAUGGAGAAUUUAAAGUCAUUUCGUUGGCCUCUUUUAUUCAGUCGUUAACUUUACCAUUGGCUAUUAUUUUGGAUCAAGAUCAGAAAAUACCGUAUGCUGAUGAAAAUCUGGUCUCGAUUCCAAUCAAUCAGGUGUUUAUGUUUGUCAGUAACAUAGAUGAUACUGAAAAAUAUCGCAGCGAACUGGAGGAUGUUGCUAAAAACAUGAAAUCUGCCGUCGGUUUCAUUGUUGUGCUCGUUGAACAUCAUCCGACCUUUAUCAGACAGUUUGGUUUGGCUGAAGAUAGCCAUUAUCCUGCACUUGGUUUUGUUCCUGGACAUAAAUCAAAGUUGGAUGAAGAAGAAUUUUCUUAUGCUGACGUGUUUACCUCAUCUGAAGCAUCUCUUGUUACUGAUAAACUUGCGGAUUUUGUUUCCAACUUGAUCACUUCUCCACAACGUGUAGCUGAUCAAGAUGAAAAUAGAUCUUUUACCGUCAACUUCCCCAUGGAAUAUUUGAGAUUGCUCAGGGAUUUAGACGCAGAUUAUAUGUUGGUAGCGAUUUGCAAAUCAUCUGUUGAAGUUUGUGGUGAUUUCAGCCACAAUUUUCAACGAUUGAGUCGAACGUUUGAUCGUCAUUUUCGUCGACGUAACACAGGGAAGAGAAACAUAAAAUUUUCGUUUAUUUAUACUGAACGCGAUAUGGAUCCGAAAUUUGAAAUCAAAUCGUAUCCGACCGUACGGCUACACAAAAAAGGAGAUCCAGUAACUAACUUUCUGCCAUUGGAAGGUCCUUAUUAUUAUGAUCAACUGGUUGAAUUUGUUCAAGCAGAAAUCAAUGAAAAUGAUGUAAUAAUGUUGCCAAAAAGUUUUUUGGAUCAUGCUGAUUUGGAACGCGUUUCAGAAGAUGGAAACACGGUUGUUGGUGAUGUUCAUGAUGCAGAAACAUCUGAAAGAACAAACGAGGAGGAUGAAGAACAAGAAGAACGACCGCCUGAAGAGCUAGAAGAUGAUGAAGUGGCAGUUGCUGGUUACGAAAUUUACUACACAAAAGCUGUAAAUGACUCACACGUACCUAAACUGAAUGAUACAAGCUUUAACAGAACUGUGACAAAAUUUGAUAUUUCUGUCGUUUUCUUCUUUCUACCAUGGGAUGCAAGAAGUCAAGCAUUUUCCCCUUCCUAUGCUGGUGCUGCAAAAAAAUUAGUUGAAACUGAUGGCAGUGAUGUGAAGAUAGGUGUGCAUCAAGUGAAUUGCUUUGAUUGGGAAGAUGUUUGUGGAAAAGAAAAUAUAAUAAGCUAUCCAACCAUAAGAAUUUACAGACGAAAUCAGCUACCAAUAGAUUAUAAUGGUAUUUUGGAUGAGACGAGCUUGAUUAAGACUGUGAAAUUACUCCAAACAAUAUCACCAGUGAAAUUGCCCUCCGAUGGUGAAGUUAAUGGUUUUAGGGAUGGUGAAUAUCCAAUGCCAUCUAUAUUGUAUACUGAUGUAUCAAUCAUCGGGUUGUUUUCUGACGAGAAUAGUGAACAUGUAGCCUUCAUCUCCGCUGCUCAUAAAAUGGAAGGACAGUUUCUGUGUGGAUAUGUUGUUGGAAAGAUUGCUUUUGAUAUGGCAUCACGUUUUGGUGUAAAUGUGCCGAGCAUAGUUUUGAUUAAAAGAAAUGAUCCUUUGGAAACUCAAGUAGUUUUUGAAGGAGAAUAUACUGCAGAGGCCAUUGUUUCUUUUGUGAAACAUUCAAGCUUGCCUAAAUAUGGUGAGCUGACUCCGUUGAACUUCCCAUCAUACUUCAGUAAAGGAAAGCCAUUCCUUAUUGCGUUUAUUGGGAAAGGAAACGCUGAAAUAAAUUCAUUGAUCUCAGAUGUUGCCAAAUCAAAAGACUCUGGUAAGUCAAUUACUGCUGGGUUGACACUUCGUUAAAAGUCAACAGGGAUAUUCUAGAAUCAUACACAAAAAACGACCUUCAUCAAUCACAACAGGCAUCCACUAUAGUUCUUGUCAAUCAUUAUAAGGGAACAGUUUACACAUACUCUGGUGAAUUGAGGAAGGAAAAUUUAAUCUCUUGGAUUGAAAAUUGUUUAACUGAAGCAGUAGAUUUCACAGGAAAACUUGAAGCUAAAGAAUGGAAACCACGUCUUGAAGGCUAUGAUUUUCUUGCAAAGAUCCAGGAAGAAGCUGAACAGAAUAAUGAAUUUUCAGAUCCAUGGGAAGACACUGAAACGAAUAAAAACGACAACAAAGAGGAACGCGAUCAUUCUUCUUUGGAUCCAAGUGAUGAUGAAAAUAAAGAAUUCCAUGCCGUAUUUCGUGAAAAAAAGCAAUCAAGAUUAGAUCAACGUCGUCGGAUUAUUUCCAAAUCCAGCCAUGGCUCUGAAGGCGUUCACACAGAAUUA